This is a messenger RNA of Magallana angulata, 4666 nucleotides long. RefSeq names its product dynamin-1-like protein. Gene Ontology annotation, cellular component: membrane; microtubule; mitochondrion. NCBI's taxonomy places the organism in Eukaryota, Metazoa, Mollusca, Bivalvia, Ostreida, Ostreidae. The transcript has 16 exons. Gene Ontology annotation, biological process: mitochondrial fission. Bases 75 to 2141 code for a protein of 688 amino acids. Gene Ontology annotation, molecular function: GTP binding; GTPase activity; microtubule binding. The record is from RefSeq and is a predicted model, not a curated record.
CCUUGACCCUAUGCAAGUUAAAUUAGGAAAAACGGACACUCCAAAAUCAAAUUGAAUGUAGUGUAAUAUUUGAAAUGGAAGGACUGAUACCUGUGAUUAACAAACUUCAAGAUGUGUUCAAUACAAUUGGUUCUGAGGCAAUUAAUCUACCACAGAUUGUUGUGAUAGGCAACCAGAGCUCUGGAAAGAGUUCAGUACUUGAGAGUUUAGUUGGGAGAGAUUUCCUGCCGAGAGGAACAGGCAUUGUGACUAGGAGGCCCUUAAUUCUUCAGUUGAUUCAUGUCAACAAAGGUGACAGGGAGGCUCGUGCUCAAGAUGGAGAUCCAAUUAAAGCAGAUGAGUGGGGAAAAUUCCUGCACACGAAGAACAAAAUUUACACUGAUUUCCGUGACAUCAGACAAGAAAUUGAAAGCGAAACAGAAAGAAUGACUGGGACUAAUAAGGGAAUAUGUCCAGAACCAAUCAAUUUAAAAAUAUAUUCCCCCAAAGUGGUGAACCUGACUUUGGUGGACCUGCCUGGAAUGACCAAGGUACCAGUGGGAGAUCAACCAGAGGACAUUGAGCUACAGAUCCGAGACCUGUGUACGGAUUACAUCCAGAAUCCAAACUCCAUCAUCUUAGCUGUGUGUGCUGCCAACACAGACAUGGCUACAUCUGAAUCUCUAAAGCUAGCCAGAGAAGUGGACCCAGACGGUCGCCGGACCUUGGCAGUGGUGACAAAACUAGACUUGAUGGAUCACGGGACAGAUGCGAUGGAAGUUCUGUGUGGGCGGGUCAUUCCUGUCAAAUUAGGAAUUAUAGGAGUGGUCAACCGAAGCCAGGCAGACAUCAACAGUCAAAAGGAAAUGACAGACACUUUAAAAGAUGAGGCCUCUUUUCUACAGAAGAAGUACCCCUCCAUUGCCAGCCGCCAUGGCUCACAUUACCUAGCCAAAACCCUGAACAGACUGCUAAUGCAUCACAUCAGAGAUUGUCUUCCAGAGCUGAAAACCAGAGUCAAUGUGUCCAUUGCCCAGUUCCAGUCACUGCUCAAUUCAUUUGGAGAACCAGUAGAAGAUAAGAGUCAGCUGCUGUUGCAAAUCAUCACCAGAUUUGCCACCGCCUACUGUAGUACAAUAGAAGGCAACUCCAAAAAUAUUGAGACCUCAGAAUUAUGCGGAGGGGCCAGAAUAUGCUACAUCUUCCAUGAGACGUUUGGCCGUACACUGGAGAGUGUGAAUCCCUUGGGAGGGUUAACUCCCCUGGACAUCCUGACAGCAAUUAGAAAUGCCACUGGCCCUAGACCAGCUCUGUUUGUCCCUGAAGUUUCGUUUGAGCUCCUCGUGAAGCGACAGAUUCGUCGGCUGGAGGAGCCAAGUCUACGAUGCGUAGAAUUAGCUCACGAGGAAAUGCAGAGGAUUAUACAACACUGUGGAACACAGCAAGAGAUGUUGAGGUUUCCAAAAUUACAUGAGAAGAUAGUAGAUGUAGUAACUAACUUAUUACGGAAGAGAUUGCAACCCACCAACAACAUGGUGCAAAAUUUAGUAGCAAUAGAGUUAGCAUAUAUCAAUACCAAACAUCCAGAUUUUCAUGAGGCAAACCUUUUUCAAAGAUCACAGGAAUUAGAAAUUAGUAAAAACUUUAACGAAUUCCACGUUAAUAACGAGUCUACAAAGGAUAAUAAGAAAGUAAACACUGGUAAAAUUUCUAACUUUUUGCGGGGUCAGGGUGACUUGCAUCACGCUGAUUCAUCCCAGGCCAGCAGUCCGGCCAGUAGUCGACCUGAUUCUCCUGCCCACAGUGUUAAAGGGGUCAACCUCCUCUCAGAUGUACCUCAACAAACAUCCAGAAAACUUUCACCCAGGGAACAAAGAGACUGUGAUGUCAUUGAGCGCCUGAUUAGGUCCUACUUUUUGAUCGUAAAAAAGAACAUCCAAGACACAAUACCCAAGGCGAUCAUGCACUUCCUGGUUAAUUUUAUCAAAGACAAUCUCCAGAGUGAACUGGUUAGCUCUCUGUACAAGAAAGAGGAGCUGGAGUUCCUAUUGGAGGAGUCGGAACACAUAGCACAGAGACGCAACGAGGCCAGCGAAAUGUUACAGGCACUUCAAAGAGCCAGUCAAAUUAUUGGAGAGAUUCGUGAGAUUCAUCUGUGGUAAGAAAAACAGCAGAAUAAAACAACACAAGAGGAAACUGCUCUAUAAAGAGACCAAGUACAAAACAGGGACAGGUGACAAAGAUCCCACCCAGCAGUGUCGUUCUGUCAGUCCAUAAAUCAAACAACUCUGUGUAUAGUCCAUGUAACAGGGACUUACUACACUACAUGUAUGGUACAGUCCAAUUCUUGGCUGUGUUUUGUCAAUGUAUAGGGUGUGUGUAAAAAUACAUGCUUUCAUUUUCAGUUGCAUUAUAUUACCUAGAGUUGUUUGAAAUGUUUUGAAUGAAUUGAAUUCUGUAUAACUGUAUUAAAUGUAACUUAAUUAUUGUUUGUUGUUUUGUAUAGAAAAAUUAAUGAUUUUUUAAAGUUUUACCAAAGCUAACAUGACUAUUUAUCCAGACAACAUAUUAUACUUGUAAUUGUUUGAUAUAUAUAAAUUAAUAUGAGGUUUUGUUUUUUUUCAUUUGAUAAGCAAUUUUCAUAAAAUAUGGUAUGUGUUUAUAGUAAAUAGUUAUAUUACUUCUAGAUUUGUCAAUUUGCUUAGCAAUCAAUUUGUCAUGCAAAAACAACUUGUACUAUGAUGUUAAAGACAUGCCUGAAUCACUCAAUAGUAUCAAACUAAUGAAUGUAUGUGAAUGAUCUACCACAAGCCAGUUGAGAAACAAAAUCACUAGUCAUUUAAUCACAGGUUAAAACUUUACAUAACAUUAAUGUUACAUUGUAUGAUUUAUCCGGUUUUAAGUUCAUACCCUGGUGUGCAUGCAGCACUAUUGCUAUAGAUGUAGAGACCACAGUUAGAUCCAAUUUAUAUCAGGGCAUUGAAUUAUCCAUCUUACUAGGGAUGUAAAACUACCGUAUGAACUAUUAUUUUGUUGAUUUUUUAAUCCUAGCACUCUGCUCCUGUUAUGCUUAUUUUUCUUUGACUUUAUUGUUCUUGUUUCUUCUGAUUAUUAUCACAACUUAUUUUUGAUAGUGCAGUUUAGUGUGUGAGAAAAGUUUUUGUUCUUACAUACAUGUAUAGGUUAUGUGCUCUUUUGUUCAGUAUUUUGUUUGGAUGAAGUUUAUAGUCACUAAUAUCUGUAAAUCGUCACAUUGACUUGUCUUUCAGUUUGUUCAUUCUGACGAAAUUGUACAUGUACAUAUUUAUAGGUAUGUGUGAGUGUUUUUAUGUGUAGGUGUAUAUUUGAUUAUGAUUAACAACUUAGACUAGAUAAGAUUAAUCAACAUGUUUGUACAUUUACCUAUGUAGCUCACUCUGUAGAUAAUGGCAUUGAAUAAUGCUUGUAGGAGGUGAGUAAACCAACAAUUAUACAAACACAAAAAAAAAAUCCAACACAUAAAUCAUCUUAGUUAAAUAUUUAUAAUAUUAACACACUCUUUCUCAAAAUAUAAAAACUGAGUCAAGGGCAAUGCUGUAAAUUUUGUUUGUAAAUUUUUAAAAAAAAUUGUAAACGUACAUGUAUUACAUUUGGCUGUGUAUUCUGUUUAGCAAUUUAGGCAAACAAUGACUUCCACAAAAUCCCGUACAUUGCUUAAUGUAAUGCAUACACAUGAUUGUAAAAAAAUAUCUUCAUGGAUCAGAAAUGUUCUUAAUCAAAUCAAUGCUUACCUUAUUAAUAUUCUCCCAAUAUUUCGUACAUGCCAUAGUUAAUAUGUUUACAGUUGUUGUUUAGAAAUAAAUGUCAUGUAUGCCAGUUGGUUAUAAAACUACAAUAUUGAGUACAUCAUUCAUGUUCAUAAUAAAUGGCAUAUUAUUAUAUGAAUGUAAUUAAUCUUGAUGAGUACUUCUUGAGACAUGUCCACUUUUUCAUUCUAUGGGUAGACAUUGAAAUGAGAAAUGAUCUUUGUAAUAGGUGUUGUACAAGUGUGAUAGUGGGAUGACGAUUUUUCUUCUAUCUUCUUGUUAUCAUAAAAUUUCUGCAUGUACAUUGUACAUCAAAUGUAUCAAAGAAUUGUAACUCCAUUAAUACAAAAUUGAAAUGUAACAUUCAAAGAAUACCUCCCUCAUUAUAUAAAAAUACUGUAUACCUGGGUUUUUCCACGUCACUAAAUUUGCAAAAAUAUGGUAAAUAUGUAACUCUAGUAAACCCGAAGUAAACCCAGAAAUUAAACCCAGGGUUUAGUUGGGGUUUACUUUCUGUUAGGUAAAUGUUUGAAAUUUAAUAAAAAUGUAGUUACAGCAAACAUUACCAAAUAUAAUUAUUUUUUGCAGAAGUUAGUGAUUGUUAUAACAUUGAAAAUCACGCCAUCUUCAUUUUGAUGAAAAAGUAAAUUGAAAAGAAGAUUUUUUUUCUAAAAAUCAUAAAAUAGUUAUUGAAAUGAAGGGAAAAAGAAAGUUUGAUAAUUUCAUGAUGAAGUGCUAGAGCCUACAUGUUUUGCUUAUGAGAUGAAUAAUAUUUGUUUACAAUGAUUGUGUAUUUACGUGUAGUAGAUCUUUAAUAACAAAAUGGUUUUGGUCUACUUGUAAUUUUCAUCAACAGUGCAUGUACAAAGGGUCAUUCAUUAAAUGAUUCUGAUUCAAUCAAA